AUGGCGUCGCCGAUCCCCGAGACCAUGUUCGCGUGGAGGAAACAUAGGGAGAGCACAGAACCGAUUUGGGAAGAGGUGCCCGUUCCCGAGCCAGGUCCCACGGGCGUUCUGUGCAAAAUGCUGGCCGCGGGGGUCUGCAGAAGCGAUCACUACCUCCUCCACGUGCCCAUAGAAAAACAGCCAUCCUGGUUCCAGGACAAUUUCACACUGGGCCACGAGGGCUGUGGACAGGUCGUGAAACUCGGCGAACAGAUCCGCAAUGACUCCCAUAUCAAGGUCGGCGACAUUGUCGCAAUGCACGCCGUGCCGGGGUGCGGCUCAGCAGAGUGUCCGGAGUGCUCGCGCGACUUGUCCCAGCUCUGUGAGCUCGGCCACCACUCAGGCAUCGGCCAGGACGGCUUCUAUGCACCGUACGCCAUAGUCGACAUACGUGGCGUUGUACCCGUUCCCGAUGGUGUGUCUCCGGCAGAGGCUGCGGUGGCCACUGACGCGGUCACCACGUCCUACCACGCGAUCCACCGGCGAGGCCAGGUCCAGGCGUCAGAGCUGCUGUUCCUCUUCGGUCUGGGAGGGUUGGGCUUCAACGCGUUGCAGGUCAUCCGAAACAUCGGCGCACGGGUCAUCAUCGCUGAGGUGAAGCAGGAUUUGCUAGACGACGCUGCGAAGCUGGGUGUGCCCCCAGAAGACUUGGUGCCGAUUGGCACUGCACCGCUCGACUUCAUUCGUGAGCAAGGGCUCGAGGGGAAGAUCGACACUGUGUUUGACUUUGUCGGCCGCAAGCAGACGUUCCAUGGUGCUCAACAAAUAGUCCGCCGAGGAGGCAAAAUCGUCUGUAUUGGCACCCUCGACAAGGAGAACACGGUUUACAUGUCACUCGGCACGCGGAAGCGCUUGACUUUCAUCUUUUCGUAUGGCGGGCAGGUCGCUGACCUGAAGGACGUGCUGGAGCUGAUUGCUCAGGGCAAGAUCCAGCCGUUAGUGAAGACGCGGAAGCUGCACGAGUUCCCAGGCGUACUCGAAGAAUUGGGGGAAGGCAAAGUUCACGGGCGCAUUGCACUGUCAUUCGACUAG
This is a messenger RNA of Microdochium trichocladiopsis, 1071 nucleotides long. Its product is annotated as chaperonin 10-like protein. The record is from RefSeq and is a predicted model, not a curated record. Lineage: Eukaryota; Fungi; Ascomycota; Sordariomycetes; Xylariales; Microdochiaceae. The transcript is spliced from 5 exons. The coding region runs from base 1 to 1071 and encodes 356 amino acids. Gene Ontology annotation, molecular function: zinc ion binding; oxidoreductase activity.